ACUGGUUCUAUGCAAGGAUUGUUACAGCAUUAUCACUAGUGUUUUGUGCCAUUAUCUACUGUGUGGUUUACUCCCAAAGUGUCCCUAUUCAAAUCUUUGGGGGUGUCUUGGUUGCUGUAUUCUGGCAACAAAUGGCAUUUAUUGGCCACGAUGCAGGCCAUCAUGCAAUAACACACAAUGGCACUUGGGAUGAUCGCAUUGGACUUGUAGUUGGUAACUUGCUUACUGGAGUUAGCAUAGGCUGGUGGCAGAAAAGCCACAAUGCACAUCAUAUUGUCACAAACUCUAUUGAAUUUGACCCAGACAUUCAGCAUUUACCAGUCUUGGCCAUAUCAGAGAAGUACUUCAAGUCCAUUUAUUCUUUUUAUCAUCAAAGAGUAAUGCAGUAUGACAAAUUGGCCAAGUUCUUUGUCACAUACCAGCAUCACCUGUAUUUCCUCGUCAUGGGACUAGCACGGUUUAACCUUUACUUACAAAGCUUUCUUUUGGCCCUGUCUAAAGAAAAAGUCAAGAUGAGAUUCCUGGAACUCCUCACCAUGUUUUUGUUCUGGACAUGGUAUCUGUACCUAUGCAGCUAUUUACCCACCUGGACAACUCGUCUGGCGUUUGUUUUCCUGGCCCAUUUCCUUGCAGGCAUCAUUCACAUCCAGAUUACCCUGAGUCAUUUUUCAAUGGAAACACACMRUGGAAUUCCACAGGAGUCAUUUAAGAAUGACAAGUUCUUGCUGUCACAGAUGGACACCACAAUGGACAUUGAAUGUAACCCUUGGAUGGACUUUUUYCAUGGUGGUCUGCAGUUCCAGUUUGAGCACCACAUGUUCCCAAGAGUUGCCAGACAUAACCUUCGAGGGAUCCACAAUGAAAUGAAAGCUCUUUGUAAGAAACAUGGUCUACCUUUCAGGUCAAAGAGCUUCAUCGAAGCCAACAUGGAAGUCAUUGGUAAACUCAAGGAAACUUCCAUCAAGUCUGAAUCCUUUUCACAUAUGUUAUGGGAAGGUAUAAAUGCAAUAGGAUAAACGGUUUCAUUAUUCAUUUUUGACAAUAUAUAUUUCUUUCAAAACAGAGGUGUAGUGGGAGUGCAAUUCCUCUCCCAGUUAUAGAAAUAUAUUAACUGGUACCAUUUUCCGUUUUGUUUGUGUUAAGUACAAAUAAAUUGACAGUUCUUAUAAAAAGC
This is a messenger RNA of Exaiptasia diaphana, 1174 nucleotides long. Its product is annotated as delta(8)-fatty-acid desaturase. The record is from RefSeq and is a predicted model, not a curated record. Gene Ontology annotation, biological process: lipid metabolic process. Gene Ontology annotation, molecular function: oxidoreductase activity, acting on paired donors, with oxidation of a pair of donors resulting in the reduction of molecular oxygen to two molecules of water. NCBI's taxonomy places the organism in Eukaryota, Metazoa, Cnidaria, Anthozoa, Actiniaria, Aiptasiidae. Gene Ontology annotation, cellular component: membrane.